AUGUGCACGGGCGGCCGCCAAGAGCGGCGGGGAGGGGGCGAGGAGGCGGCACCAGUAGAGGAAGCGAGGGGACCCACAAUAGCGCAGGAGCAGGUUCGCCCCUUGCACUGCAUGGUCCCAAUCGUCGACAACAAAGGCCACGACGGCGUCGAGGAGGCGCUGAUGCUUGGCGACGACCUCGUUUACGAUGCGCUCGAUGAAAGCCGGGGUGCCCAUCGGGGCGGACAGGAGGAUGAUCCCUUUCGUAGACGCGCGCACACCUCGGCUCGUGAUGGCCGUCGGAAGGUCAGCGGCCGAGCGCCAAUGCGGAGACCACGCAUGGCACUUAUCCAGCCGCAGCACCAAGUUGAUAGCGCGGAAUUCAACGGCGGCGGCCGUCAGAAAGAAGGGGACGUCCCAUUCAUCCAUACCCCCCAGCCCGUCAUCCAUGAAGCUUCCGACAAGCGCAGCCGGGAACUGCUCCUGCAGUCGACGGAGUGCCGGCUGCAAGGCGAGGCAGACAAGGAAAGGGCCCGCCACAUCGCCCUGCUGUACGCCUUGACGGCUGUAGAUGGUCUCGACGCGCCCGUCCUCCAUCGUGUACCACAGUGGCGCAGCUAUGCCGUAGAACUGCCAAAUUGCAAGGAAGCUGCGGAGGCGGUUUCUGAGCAUGUGAGCGUGUCAGGCAUGUUGCCUUGACAUCACCCAUGCCCAUGGGUACCAAGCGCGGCACAAAGUUCGCCAGAUUCUGAAGGUCACCUUCUCCCACCCGACGCACAGCGCCACAGCCAGACCGCCUGACGCCAAGCUGUGUCGGCCACAUUGUAGCCCACGACAACAGCAAUCAACCGUCCAUAGACAUCAAGUCCCUGCGCGCCUCCCCUCCUUCUCAAAUCGGCGAGCAGCUCCCAGCAAACACUCACUCGUGACGAUUUCACUCUUCGUCAGCCCGCCGGCACUCAAGAACCACACCACUACAACGCCCUCGGCACGCCGCACACGGUGAGCGGUCACACAAGGGGUCAGCUGAGAACACGUCACAGACGAACACACAUCCUCUCUCAUGUGUUGGAUUCACUUACCCAUUGAUUUCUCCUGAUGCAGGUCAUCAUGGCGCUGGUUCAAGGUGGCAUCAUAGAGCGCACUCAAUGACUCACAGCCUCACGUAAGCGCAAGCCACCAUCUCACUCACACAUCGACCUUCACCCAUAUUUGUACCACUUAAAGACAUUGGAUGGUUCUUUUCUCCCGACUGACCAUGAGUCCUCCCAUCGCGAUCGCACAUGAUUGACGUCCGCUGAGUGCUCCACCAUAGACGGUAGGCAGCGAGGGAGGGCGAGGCAAACUCAUCCAAAUAUGUACAGACACAGAUACACAUGUAUAUACAUAUGACUCAUGUAUGUAUGGAUUUGUGUUCUCUGUGUGUGUGUGUGUGGUGUCAUUACCCAUCCAGGUGGUGCCAUUGUACAGCUGAGCGGCCCCUCUUGUAG
Molecule: messenger RNA, 1469 nt
Organism: Vitrella brassicaformis
Lineage: Eukaryota; Vitrellaceae
Source: the annotation of a GenBank genome assembly